Molecule: messenger RNA, 1818 nt
Organism: Aureobasidium melanogenum CBS 110374
Lineage: Eukaryota; Fungi; Ascomycota; Dothideomycetes; Dothideales; Saccotheciaceae
Exons: 6
Biological process (GO): cell-cell adhesion; cell-cell junction organization; positive regulation of integrin-mediated signaling pathway
Cellular component (GO): cytoplasm; cell-cell junction; focal adhesion
Source: RefSeq, a predicted model, not a curated record
GCCAUAGAAGAAUUGAAUUUGGACGAAGAACAACGCAUACAUGCAGCCGCCCAAGACGAAGCGGCCGAGCUAGUCUGGAAGCACCGUACUGGUUACGAUCCCGAGAAAGAACGUGCUUCUGCGUACGCAAACCCAGAUACUACGCCCAUCUCCACUCCUGUCUCUACACCUCGAAGCACACGAGCGAAAGGCAAAAGUUAUGAAGGGCUCGCAAAUGCCGUGGCGAACGAUGUUGCCAUCUCAAAGCGACGUGUAAGCAGUGGCUCCAAACGACGAGCCAGCGCAGAUAUCAAAGCUGGAUUUAUGAGCCCAACCGACAAGAUCUACGAGGAACCGGACGAACAACCGAAGGAUGCAAGAGCAGCGGAAGCACAAAAGGUGACACCAAAGGCGGAAACGAGGGUGGAAGAGGUUCCACGUCACGUUCGAAGGAACCCAUUUGCUCGAGUCAGAUUGGCUCAAGAGAAGUUCGAGAAGAAGGAAUCGCCGUCUGGCUACUCGGUCAAGAAGAACGACGAGAAAAAGUCCGUUUCUGGCUACACAGCGAAGAGGCACGAAAGGAUUGAGAUUCAGAGAAAUCCACCUUCGCAAUCCCGGAACGCUUUCUACACGGUCAACGAUUCCUUACCAGCUUCACCAAACCUUCCUCCUCAGCACAUACCCGAGAAGUCUGUAGAGGACAGUCCGAAGAUGAAGGAUGGCAAGGAAAUACGUAGCGACGACAUCCGUUCUGCAACCGCCAUGAAGCGCAAGGACAGGAGUCCAAACCUUCCUCAGCCAACGGCAGUCAGCGACAGUCCUGGCAGACCCAUUGUCAGUUUCCAGUCAGGAUGGAAGCCCAAGGAGAUCCAGUUGGUCGAAGAGAAAUCAACAGGUCUGCCCGACCCUUCCAAGACACUGUCUGAAGAGCCGGAUAUCCCUGGCAUAAGUCUGUCUUCAGACACAGUAAAACCUCCCGUCUUUGUCAUCAACGAGUCUUCGAGCGUCAAGAAUGAUCAACCGCCACCGCUCCAGCAUCGUCCGCAAUCUUCGCCGCCGAAGACAUCCUCACCUUUCUCGAAACGACCUCUCCCAACUCCCACACCCGCAGCUACUCGUCCGCUCCCUGUACCCUCGAAGACAUCGCCAUACCCAACAGUCAAACCUCACAUGACGCCAUCAGUAAGACGAAACACAGCUUUGUGUGCCCAUUGUGCAUUGCCCAUAGCAGGGCGCAUCUUGAGUGCCGCAGGCGAACGUUUUCAUCCUUCAUGCUUCAAGUGUCACGAAUGUGGCAUCAACCUCGAGUGUGUAGCGUUCUACCCUGAGCCAGACAAGAAGCGUGCGGAGCGCCUGGCUCGCAUUCAACAACGUCAACAGGGUAUUGAUGUCUAUUUGCCUGAAGGCGUCACUGAAGAAGACGUGAGGAGACUAGAGGAAGAGGAUGGCGAUGAAUCGCUUCGAUUUUUCUGCGGACUAGACUUCCACGAAUUCUUCAGUCCACGUUGCAAGAGCUGCAAGACACCUAUCGAAGGAGAGGUAGUUGUCGCAUGUGGAGCAGAAUGGCAUGUCGGCCAUUUCUUCUGUGCACAGUGCGGUGAUCCUUUCGAUUCGACAACACCCUUUGUUGAAAAGGAUGGAUACGCAUGCGCAAAGUGCCGUAAAUGCAAACGCCCAGUCACGGAGAUCGUGGUCAAGGCCCUGGGUGCUGAGUGGCAUGCAAAGUGCUUCUGCUGCACUGAAUGCGGUGAUGGUUUCGAUGAUGGCAGAUAUUUCUUGAGAGGCAACAAUCAAGACCCCGUAUGUGUAAGAUGUGAAGAGCGGAGGCUCAAGGCCUAG